GUGGCAGAGCGAAGCUGAGGAGUCCAGCCCUCGCCGCCAGGGCCCUGGGCUGUCCCGAGCCGGAAUCCAGAUCUUACAUAAGAUGGAAGUUUCUCACACUAGAUACUGAACAUUAAGUAGAAAAUCUAGUAAAAUCUAAGUUGCCAUGGAAGAAAUACCAGUAAAAGUUGCUGUAAGAAUUAGACCUCUGCUUUGCAAAGAAGUUCUUCAUAAUCAUCAAGUUUGUGUGAGAGUUAUUCCAAACAGCCAGCAAGUUAUCAUUGGGAGAGACAGAGUCUUCACUUUUGAUUUUGUUUUUGGCAAAAAUUCCACUCAAGAUGAAGUUUAUAAUACAUGUAUAAAGCCCCUAGUGUUGUCACUCAUUGAGGGCUAUAAUGCAACUGUUUUUGCCUAUGGACAAACUGGAUCUGGGAAGACAUACACCAUUGGAGGAGGCCAUAUUGCUUCGGUUGUGGAGGGCCAAAAGGGUAUCAUUCCUCGAGCUAUUCAAGAAAUAUUUCAAAGCAUCUCUGAACAUCCUAGCAUUGAGUUUAAUGUGAAAGUAUCUUAUAUAGAAGUGUACAAGGAAGACCUAAGAGAUCUUCUAGAAUUGGAGACAUCCAUGAAGGAUCUUCACAUCCGAGAAGAUGAGAAAGGAAAUACAGUGAUUGUUGGGGCCAAGGAAUGCCAUGUGGAGAGUGCAGAUGAAGUGAUGAGCCUUUUGGAGACGGGGAAUGCAGCCAGACAUACAGGUACCACCCAAAUGAAUGAGCACUCCAGCAGAUCACAUGCAAUUUUUACAAUCAGCAUUUGUCAAGUUCAUAAAAAUGUGGAGGCAGCUGAAGAUGGAUCAUGGUAUUCCCCUCGGCAUAUUGUCUCAAAGUUCCACUUUGUGGAUUUGGCAGGAUCAGAAAGAGUAACCAAAACGGGGAAUACUGGUGAACGGUUCAAAGAAUCCAUUCAAAUCAAUAGUGGAUUGCUGGCGUUAGGAAAUGUAAUAAGCGCUCUUGGGGACCCACGCAGGAAGAGUUCACAUAUUCCAUAUAGGGAUGCUAAAAUUACCCGGCUUCUGAAAGAUUCUCUGGGAGGCAGUGCUAAGACUGUCAUGAUCACAUGUGUCAGCCCCUCCUCCUCGAAUUUUGAUGAGUCAUUAAAUUCUCUCAAAUAUGCCAACAGAGCACGGAACAUUAGAAACAAACCCACUGUAAACUUCAGCCCCGAGUCAGACCGUAUAGAUGAAAUGGAAUUUGAGAUUAAAUUGCUUCGAGAAGCUUUGCAAAGCCAGCAGGCUAAUGUCAGCCAAACUAGCCAGAUCAAUCGAGAAGGGAGUCCUGAUACAAAUAGGAUUCAUUCUCUUGAGGAGCAAGUAGCUCAGCUUCAAGGAGAAUGUCUGGGUUACCAAUGUUGUGUAGAAGAAGCCUUUACCUUCCUGGUUGACUUAAAAGAUACUGUCAGACUAAACCAAAAGCAGCAAUACAAACUGCAGGAGUGGUUUAACAUGAUCCAAGAGGUCAGGAAGGCUGUGGUCACCUCAUUUCGAGGAAUCGGAGGCACUGCAAGUCUGGAAGAAGGACCAGAGCAUGUUACAGUUCUCCAGCUGAAGAGAGAGCUUAAGAAAUGCCAGUGUGCGCUUGCUGCUGAUGAAGUAGUAUUUAAUCAGAAGGAACUGGAGGUGAAGGAACUGAAGAAUCAAGUGCAGAUGAUGGUACAGGAAAACAAAGGGCAUGCGGUAUCUUUGAAAGAAGCGCAAAAAGUGAAUAGAUUGCAGAAUGAAAAAAUAAUAGAACAACAACUUCUUGUGGAUCAACUGAGUGAAGAACUAACAAAACUUAACCUGUCAGUGACUUCUUCAGCUAAAGAAAAUUGUGGAGAUGGGCCAGAUGCCAGGAUCCCUGAAAAGAGACCAUAUACUGUACCAUUUGAUACUCGUUUGGGGCAUUAUAUUUAUAUCCCAUCAAGACAAGAUUCCAGGAAGGUCCACACAAGUCCGCCUGUGUACUCUCUGGAUCGAAUAUUUGCUGGGUUUCGAACACGAAGUCGGAUGCUGUUGGGUCACAUAGAAGAACAAGAUGAGGUCCUCCACUGCCAAUUUUCUGAUAACAGUGAUGAUGAAGAAUCGGAAGGCCAAGAGAAAUCUGGAACUAGAUGUAGAAGUCGUUCAUGGAUUCAGAAGCCAGACUCUGUUUGUUCCCUUGUUGAACUGAAUGAUACUCAGGAUGAAACACAAAAGUCAAAUUUGGAGAAUGAAGAUUUAAAGAUUGAUUAUCUCCAGGAGAGUCAAGAAUUGAAUUUGCAAAAAUUAAAGAAUUCAGAACGCAUACUUACUGAAGCUAAACAAAAAAUGAGAGAACUUACAAUUAACAUCAAGAUGAAGGAAGAUCUGAUUAAAGAAUUAAUAAAAACAGGUAACGAUGCCAAGUCUGUAAGCAAGCAGUAUUCUUUGAAAGUAACAAAGCUAGAGCAUGACGCAGAACAGGCAAAAGUCGAACUAACUGAAACACAAAAGCAGCUACAGGAACUGGAAAACAAAGAUCUUUCUGAUGUUGCAAUGAAGGUAAAAUUACAGAAAGAGUUCCGUAAAAAGAUGGAUGCUGCAAAGCUGAGAGUUCAGGUCUUACAGAAGAAGCAACAAGAUAGUAAGAAACUGGCAUCACUGUCAAUCCAAAAUGAGAAACGCGCUAAUGAACUAGAGCAGAGUGUAGAUCACAUGAAGUAUCAAAAGAUACAGCUACAAAGAAAACUUCGAGAAGAAAAUGAAAAAAGGAAGCAACUGGAUGCAGUAAUUAAGCGGGACCAGCAAAAAAUCAAAGAAUUACAAUUAAAAACAGGACAGGAAGAAGGUCUAAAACCAAAAGCUGAGGAUCUCGAUGCAUGUAACUUGAAAAGGAGAAAAGGUUCGUUUGGAAGUAUAGACCAACUCCAGAAAUUGGAUGAGCAAAAGAAAUGGUUAGAUGAAGAAGUAGAGAAAGUUCUGAACCAACGCCAAGAAUUAGAGGAGCUGGAAGAAGACUUAAAGAAACGGGAGGCCAUAGUUUCUAAGAAGGAGGCUCUAUUACAGGAGAAGAGUCACCUGGAAAAUAAGAAAUUGAGAUCUAGUCAGGCCUUAAACACAGAUAAUUUGAAAAUAUCAACUCGCCUGAACUUACUGGAACAAGAGUUGUCUGAAAAGAAUGUGCAGCUCCAGACUAGCACAGCUGAGGAGAAAAUAAAGAUUUCAGAACAAGUUGAAGUCCUCCAGAAAGAAAAGGAUCAGCUCCAGAAACGAAGAAACAGUGUGGAUGAAAAACUUAAAAAUGGCAGAGUGUUAUCACCUGAAGAAGAACAUGUUCUUUUCCAACUCGAAGAAGGGAUUGAAGCUUUGGAAGCUGCAAUUGAAUAUAAGAAUGAAAGUAUCCAGCGUCGCCGGAACUCACUUAGAGCAUCAUUCCAUAACCUCUCUCGUAGUGAAGCAAAUGUCUUGGAACAAAUAGCUUGCCUGAGUCCUGUUGAGAUUAGAGCUAUUCUUUUCAGAUAUUUCAAUAAGGUGGUGAAUUUGCGAGAAGCUGAACGGAAACAACAGUUAUAUAAUGAAGAAAUGAAAAUGAAAGUUCUGGAACGGGAUAAUAUGGUUCGUGAAUUAGAAUCUGCACUGGACCAUCUAAAAUUACAGUGUGACCGGAGACUGACCCUCCAGCAAAAGGAACAUGAACAAAAGAUGCAGUUGCUAUUACAUCAUUUCAAAGAACAAGAUGAAGAAGGCAUUAUGGAAACUUUCAAAACAUAUGAAGAUAAAAUCCAGCAGUUGGAAAAAGAUCUUUAUUUCUAUAAGAAAACCAGCCGGGAUCUUAAGAAGAAACUUAAGGAACUGGUAGGGGAAGCAAUCCGGCGGCAACUAGCACCAUCAGAGUAUCAUGAGGCUGGAGAUGGAGUCCUGAAGCCAGAAGAAGGAGGCAUGCUUUCAGAAGAAUUAAAAUGGGCAUCCAGACCUGAAAGUAUGAAAUUAAGUGGAAGAGAAAGAGAAAUGGACAGUUCAGCAAGCAGCUUAAGAACACAGCCAAAUCCUCAGAAGCUCUGGGAAGAUAUCCCAGAAUUACCUCCAAUUCAUAGUUCUUUAGCACCCCCCAGUGGGCAUAUGUUAAGUAAUGAGGAUAAAACAGAAAUAGGUGAUCAUCAGUUUACAAAAUCUCACAGUCGACUAUCAUCCCAAAUUCUGGUUGCGGGAAAUGUGGGACAACUUCAUGGUAUUACACCGGUAAAACUGUGUCGAAAAGAAUUACGUCAAAUUUCCGCCUUAGAACUAUCAUUGCGACGUUCCAGUCUUGGAGUUGGGGUUGGAUCAAUGGCUGCUGAUUCCAUCGAAGUAUCUAGGAAACCAAGUGACUUAAAAACUUAGAUAUUUAAUAAUAGAACUUUCAGUAGAUAUGUAAAAAGAUUCCUUUUUCUAACCUGUUAAAAACUAAAGCUCAAUUUCACUACCUCUUUCCUCAGAAUAAAGGAAGAAGGGGAGGAAGGAAUCUCUAAUUCUUUUAUAUACUAUAGAUGUGUACAUCUUCUAUAGAAUACUUGGGAAGUUUAAUUUAUAUUUCCAUAGUAAACAUGUUUUCCAAUACUUGGUAACAUUUAAAUAUUUACAUUUGUAAAUACACUUAAAUGUUUUUCCAGGCAUAUUUGAAGAAUAAAACUAAUAAUAGACUAAAAUAUCUAUCAAGUAUGUAUUAUUAUAUAAUAUAAAUGUACAUUAUAUUAUAAAAGUAUUUUACAAUAUAACUAUAUUAUUGUUAUUCUCAAAUACAAGUAUAUUGUUAUUUUUAAAAGAUCCAGCUAAAUAUUGCUUUUGUCAGAGGGAGUCACCUGCUGCAUAUGUGGGCUAAGACAACCUCGCAGCUUUAUAGAUUGAGGUUCAUUUACAGUCCUCAGAGCUCACAGAAAUGGUCAGUCUUGACUUUUUAAACAUGCUCACUAUUCUGUUUCUGGAAUUUUUUUGGAUUUUUAAAAAUUUAUAAUGUUAUAUUGUUUGUUUACUAAUAUUAUGCAAUAUAAGUUUUCAUGCCUUUCCUGAUCUAUACACUCAAUAUAUCUCUCACUGUGCUACUAAAAUUGGGAGAAGUGGAUGCUGUUCCAUGGAAUAGGGAAAUGAUAGAAUAAAACUAAAGCAUUGUAACAUUUCAAGAGAAAGAACACUGGUUACGACAUCUCCGGUCAUACGGAGUAUGUCUGUAAAGCCUGAAGUCUCGCCAAAGCAUCUUUAAUGAUCUGAUGGGCUUAAGUCUGAUAUUUUUCUCUACAACCUCCUUAGUCAGGCUUUGCAAACUGGCCAAACUACAUUGGGGCUGUAAAUAUGUCAAUGAAAUUUUUACUAAAAUCUCCUAGUUUUUCUGGCCAAAAUUUUACUAUAUAAUGUACAAUUUAGUUUGGAAUUAAGAACUAAACAGUUUACCCACCAAAUGUAGCUUGUACUUUUUAAUCAUAUUUUUCAGUUAUAGGAAACAUCCAUUGUAAUGACCUGAGAAAUUAUUUUGUUACUUAAGUUGUUCUUUGUUACUUUUCCAAACUUUCACUUGUCAACCAAGGUUGAGUUUCUUAAACUUAAAUUAAUGUUUGGGUGGGGGCUGUAGCAAAACCAUCCUGACAUGGAUGCUUACUCAGAGUCACCCACUUCCUUGCUGAAUCCAUUUUUUCUGAUGUAGUGCUGCUACAGACCUUUUCCUUUUGUCCUUCCCUCUGUUGCUAUGGACUUGAUCACCUCACAUAGGACCCAAACUGUCACCCUGUGCUCAAAGACUUAAGGCUUCCUUUCUCUCAUUGCUAGCCCCUAGGGAGUAGAGUUUCUCGGUCUCCUUGCUAAAAACCAGUUCCUUUAGGAAACAAAUCAAAACAAAACCAGCUUAUAAAAAGGAAAAUAGUUUCUCUUUUAAGCAUGGUACUAAAAUUUAUUUAAAUUAAAUAGAUUUCUGUGGACUUACCUGGGAAUGAAACAAUUUUUAAUAUUGGUCCAAUGAGAUACUAUUUUCUAAAUUUCAAAAAACUAAUUUACAAACUAACUGGGAAAUUUUAUUUUUACCAGAUUGAAGUCAGAUUCUGGUUUCCAGCUAGUCUUCCAUUUUUAUAAAUUUAUGUAUAUUCAUAUAUAUAAAUAUAAGUCAUAUAAACCAAAAGUAAAACAUACACAUUAUAAAUAUGUAUAAAUGCACUGACCUUUUGCCAUUUUUUAUAUAUAUAUAUAUUUUAUAUAUGUAUAUACACACUUGUAUAUAUACAAGUAUAUAAGGAAAUGUGUAUUUCCACAGGUAAAACAAGUAUAUGUAAAUUAAUUAUUUCUAAUUAAGGCAUAGCACAUUACUUAAUCUUACAAGGAAUUUAUCAUUAGGACCUUCAUUAAUAAAUACAUAUUUAUUUAAAUAUAUUAUUGCGGUGGUUUGUUGAAGGUACUGACCUUUUACCAUUGUCUAUAUAUAUACACACUUGUAUAUAAACACUUGUGUAUAUAUAUAUAGUAUAUAUAUACUUGUAUAUAUAGGGUAUACAUUAUACAUUAUUUCGUUAUAUAUUUCAUAUCAUACAUAGUUAUAUAUAGAUACACUUUGUAUAUAUACAUAUAGAAAUAAUAUAUAAUGGUCAACGGUCAGUGCCUUUAACAAGCAUAGCAAUAUUUAUAAAUAUGUAUUUAUUAAUGAAGAUCCUAAUUAUAAGUUCCUUGUAAGAUUAAGUAAUGUGCUAUGCCUUAUUUAGAAAUAAUGUAUUUAAGAAUGUAUUCUGAUACUGGAAUCCUACUUGCUCAAGAAAUUAACACAUACUUGUUUUACCGUGGAAAUACACAUUUCCUCAAAGCCAACUCACUAAUAAAGCAAAAUUUAUAUGAAAACAACAAUGAUUAGGUUUGAUUAUGCAACUGUGAGUUGAUUUCUAAAUAACAAAGGUAUGGGUUUUUCCUGCCUUUUGGUGAAACAUACAUCCUUUAUAUAGUAUGACAGAUUUCAUGCCACAUAUGCAAACACACAUAUAAAUAAUGUCAUGAAUAAUAUAUUCUGGAAAUGAACCUCUGGUCAUUCUAGUUUAGUCAGUGUUCUCACAAAGGAAAGAAAAAAUCAGACACCUACACAAGGCAAGUAAAAUUAUUGUUUUACAUUUACUAAUAAUGAUUUUACUCUUUUUCACAUGCUUUGUCUAAACAUUUUGUCACUUUAUUGCCUUUUUGCAUGUAUAUAAAAUGUUUGUGGUUUUCUUUUUUUUAUUACGUUCUUUUUUUCUCUAACAGUAAUAAAGCAUUUGAAAGGAAAAAUAUUUGUAAAGUACUAGUUACUUUCCUAACUCUAGUGUGUUAUAGCUAACAGAUGGAAAAUUCUGUAAGGUGGGAACCACAGGUGGUGAGAACAUUGAUGAAGGUGCUUUUGUGCUUUAAUGUGUGCUUUAUUUUUGUUAAUGUAUUUUUUUAUUGUUGCCUCAGUGCUUCAUAUCUUCAUGAACUCAGGGUCCAAGGAGCCAGCAAAAAUAUGAUCUUCAUUAAUUGUGGACUAGAUUGCCACUAGCCAUUGCCUUGUUCAGUCUAGGCCAAUAAAGUGAGGAAUGCUUAUUUGAGACUAAAUUCCUUAUAUAGAAAAAAAAUAAAAGUCUUAGUUUUGGAAUGACUAUCAGGGAGUAAAAUCCUCAGUGGGAGUUGGGUUCUGUGGUCAAAACAAAUUCUCAUACAUUAAAUGCAAGUAUGACAUA
Messenger RNA from Macaca mulatta (Rhesus monkey), 7665 nucleotides. RefSeq names its product kinesin family member 27 (gene KIF27). The record is from RefSeq and is a predicted model, not a curated record. Lineage: Eukaryota; Metazoa; Chordata; Mammalia; Primates; Cercopithecidae. Gene Ontology annotation, molecular function: microtubule motor activity; ATP binding; microtubule binding. Gene Ontology annotation, cellular component: microtubule associated complex. Gene Ontology annotation, biological process: mitotic spindle organization; microtubule-based movement; spindle elongation.